AUGGACUUGGAAACAGACACGACCCUCAAGCCAACUGAUCAAAGCAUCCAGGAUGCACACGACCUCGCGGCCUUUGGCCAUGACCAGAUCCUUGACCGCAAGUUCAACAUCUGGAGUAUGCUCGCCCUUGCCUUUUGCGUGCUGGGAACAUGGUCCACUUUUGCACAAGAUCUGUCCGACGGCCUCAUCAACGGCGGUCCAAUUUCUAUUCUAUGGGGUCUGGCUUUGGUGACAUUCUGCAACACCUGCGUUGCCAUCUCCCUGGGAGAAAUCUGCAGUAGUAUGCCAACGGCAUUAGGCCAGGCGUAUUGGAUAUACCGUCUGUGGGACUCGCGUUGGGGACGCUUUGUUUCCUACAUCUGUGCCUGGAUCAAUGUCUUUGGCUGGUGGACGCUCGCUGCCUCGCAGGUGGCGUUCAUGACGAAUUUCAUUCUGGGGAUGAAAGUCAUGUUUGAUGUCGAAUGGACCGGAGCACAGCAGGGAUGGCUGGAGUUUUGCGUUUAUCUCGGAGCGGUAUUCAUCCUGACACUGAUCAAUGUCGUCGGAUGCCGGAGAGAGAAGUUCCUGCCGUGGCUGAACAACUUUGUGGGCGUGUGGUUCUUUGGUUUGUUCUUUGUGUUUUCUCUGGCACUGCUCAUUUCUGUCGGUGUCAGAACUGGCCUCUCGUUCCAACCUCCUUCCUUUGUGUUCGGACAGUGGGUGAAUCAGACGAGGUGGCCGGAUGGGGUCGUGUGGUUUAUUGGUCUUGUGCAGGCCGCCUAUGGGUUGACUGCCUUCGACGCUGUGAUCCACCUGGUGGAGGAAAUCCCUGCGCCGCGGAAAAAUGCCCCCAAGGUCAUCUAUUUGGCCGUCCUCUCCGGCGCCACCAGUGGCUUUAUUCUGAUGAUGGUGUGCCUGUUCUGCAUUCAGCGAGUCAAGAAAGUGAUCGAUGCCCCGAGCGGACUGCCAUUUAUGGAGCUCGUUCAAGACACCGUGGGUCAGAAUGGGGGUGUUGUGUUGAUUGCGCUGUUCAUCCUCAACGGCCUCGGCCAAGGCGUCAGUAUCGUGACGACCGCAUCCCGCCUCACCUGGGGCUUUGCGCGCGAUGGCGGCUUGCCGUUCAGCCUAUAUUUGUCCCACGUCAGUUCAGAGUGGAAGGCGCCUGUCCGCGCAUUGUGGUUCCAGGGCGUUCUGAUUGCCUUGGUGGGAGUGUUGUUUCUUUUUGCCGAGACCGUCCUGAACGCUAUACUGAGCGUGAGCACUAUUGCUCUCACAAUUUCUUACGGCAUACCCAUUUUCACCGUUCUGAUGGUGGGACGCGAUAAACUACCGCCCGGGGGCCAGUUUCACCUUGGAAAGCUGGGGACCCCCGCGAAUUGGGUCAGUGUCGUCUAUUGCUGCGUGACGACGGUCUUCUUUUUCUUUCCCAGCUCUCCAAAUCCUUCGGGCUCUGGCAUGAAUUAUGCCAUUGCUGUUUUUGGUGUCAUGCUUUCGAUUGCGCUGUCUUUCUGGUUUAUUCAGGGCAGUCGCACUUAUCUGAAUACUGAAGAGUCGAUGGCACAGGUCAUCCAGGCUCAGGGAGUGAGAAGUGAGCCACCGCCUCCGGAGCCGAAAAAAGAUGACAGAUGA
This is a messenger RNA of Penicillium alfredii, 1608 nucleotides long. RefSeq lists its product as uncharacterized. The coding region runs from base 1 to 1608 and encodes 535 amino acids. The transcript has a single exon. Gene Ontology annotation, biological process: amino acid transport; transmembrane transport. Gene Ontology annotation, molecular function: transmembrane transporter activity. The record is from RefSeq and is a predicted model, not a curated record. Lineage: Eukaryota; Fungi; Ascomycota; Eurotiomycetes; Eurotiales; Aspergillaceae. Gene Ontology annotation, cellular component: membrane.